AUGGCACAACUGUCACGGGAGCAAACAAUGGUACAUUCUUCGGAGCAGCACAACUCAGAAAAUAUCGCUUCAACUUUCACCGUCAACGAUCUAGAACCGGUCUAUCGAGCAGCCUUCCCGAAACUCACAACGUUCAACAAAAUACAGACGACGGUCGCCAAGACUGUGCUGCAAACGGGCGAUUCUAUCGUGAUUAACGCACCCACCGGUUCCGGCAAGACCGUUAUCCUUGAGCUGGCCAUCCUGAAGCUUGCGACUGAAACAAAAGGAAGCUACAGAAUAGUGUACCUUGCACCAACGCGAUCGCUAUGUGCUGAAAAGUAUCACGACUGGAAGGCACGCUUCACCUCACUAGGAAUCAACUGCAUUCAGUUCGACGGGGACAAUAUGGUGGAGGAUUCCACGGAGCUGGCUAAUUACCGGCUCAUCCUUAGCACGCCAGAAAAGUGGGAAGUGUUCACGCGACACUGGGACGACCAGAGUGUAGCCACCGUCCUUCAUCCCAUCAAGCUGUUCCUGAUCGAUGAAAUUCAGGUCAUGAGCGACAGCGAACGGGGUGCCAACCUGGAGCUGGUGGUGUCCCGAAUGAAGUACCUUGAUUCACGCCUCCAUCGGGAGCAACUGAACGCCGACGGAACACCGGAAUCAAUCCGCUUCAUUGCCGUAUCGGCUUGCAUCCCAAACGUAGAUGACUUUGCGCAGUGGCUAAAGAGCAUUCGAAACGUAGCUCCGUUUACGUUCGAUGAGACGAACCGGACAACUAAAAUAGCGCGACACGUGAUCGGUUAUCCUUGCACCACGAACACGUUCAUGUUCGAACAAAACCUCAACUACAAACUGCCCGCCAUCAUUGAGCAAUAUUCGUGCCAGAAACCGACGCUCAUCUUCUGCACGUCGCGAAAGAGCGUAGAAACGACGGCCCGUUUUUUGGCCCGUUCGAAUAUGAAACGGAUCGUCCCGGCCGGGCCAAUGCUGCACGAACUGGCCGGUAAUUUGGCGAACAAAACGCUCCAGGAUUGUGUGACGAAAGGCGUUGCCUAUCAUCAUGCCGGAUUGCUGCACAACGAUCGCAGUCUCAUCGAGCAGCACUUCCGUAGUGGCCACAUUGCCGUGCUUUGUUGCACCAGCACGCUUUGUAUGGGGGUUAAUCUGCCCGCGUACCUGGUGAUCGUUAAAUCGACGUUCAACCAUGCCGGGAAGGACUACUCGGACAAUUACCUCCUGCAGAUGAUAGGCCGUGCCGGGCGGGCGGAAUUCAGUGAGGACGGUGUUGCGGUCAUAUUAACCAGCGACGCCAAUGUGGUGCGCUAUCGGAAAACCGUCUCUGGGAUGGCUCCGGUUGAGUCACAGCUGCAUCGAAAGCUUCCGGAGCUGUUAAACUCGGAGGUUGCUCAUGGCAUCAUCUACGAUCAACCGGCCGUCAUGGAGUGGAUGCGUUCUACAUUUUUUUACGUACGUGGAAGGAUAAAUCCGACCCACUAUAAGCUCACCGGCGGACGUAAUAUUGAGGAGGAAAUGUCAAAGCUGUGUACAGACACCAUUGCAUCCCUUGAAGAGAGUGGGUUGAUUGUGAAUCGCCGUCCUAACGCUAUCGUGUCUACGCCAUGUGGCCGGCUAAUGGCGCGCAAUCAACUAUCCUUUCAGACGAUGAAACUACUCCAAGCGGACCUAAAGGGAACGGAAUCGCUGCAGGAAAUGCUAGCUCUCGUAACGCGAGCAAACGAAUUUAACGAGUACAAGUGUCGGCAAAGCGAGAAAAAGGUCCUUAACGCCUUGAACGCCUCGCGACCUUCGAAGACGAAUUCCUUUUGCGAUGGAGCCGACGAGGAAGCGGAAAGGAUACGGUUUCCGUUAACCGGACGCAUUAGUACAACCGGUGGAAAGGUGUACUGUCUGGUGCAAGCCAUGUUUGGGAAUCUGGCCAUCCACGAUCACGGGCUGCAUCAGGAAGCGGCCAAAAUCGUCACGCUCGGUGCUCGCAUAGCGCGGUUUAUCGUUGGAUUGUUGGCCGCGAAUCAGGCUCAGUACGGGAACGGGUGCUUUCAGGCGCUGGUGAGCGUGACCUCUUUGCUGCAGAGCUUCCAGACGAAGCUAUGGAAGGACAGUCCCUUCCUGUCGAAGCAACUAGGACAGAUCGGAUCGAAACUCGCACGUCAUUUAGCGGAUCGCGGGAAGGUGACGUUCCGUGCCAUCCGUGAUGCGGAUCCCAGAGAAAUCGAAUGCAUUCUGAAGAAACAACCACCGGUAGGGAACGAUAUCAUAAGCUUCGUCAGUGGCUUGCCGGAGUUUUCGAUUGAACUAACAAAAACGGACCAAGAGCAGGCCACUUUCUCGUGUACCAUCGUGCAGAAAAACACGAACUACAAUCCGGAAGUUUCGGUGAGCUUUAGUGUUCUGGUUGGAGAUUCCGCCAACAGGAUCCUGUUGCAUCAGGACAAAUGCACGAUGGAAAAUAUCCCGGUGAUGGGAUGUACGUGGCCCCUCGUUUUAAAUGACACAGCGGUUGAGUAUCUCUCAGCGCACCUCAUCUGCCACAACUGGACGGGAUUCGACAGUUCACAUACGCUAUAUUUGGUAGAGCAACCGCAAACCACAAAACACCGUCAAACGACUAUAACGAACUUCUUUCCGAAUCAGUCGGCGAACGAAUCAAUGCUCGGAAUCGAUGCGAUUUCCAUACCACCUGCGCAAGAGUUUUCUCGGCUGAACAAUAACGUGUCACUUGCAAAUGAGCCUUUGGGGCUUGACUGGACGAUAGGGAAAAGCUUUCUCAACGCGACUGCUUCAAACGAUAAUAUCAGUGAAGAUUUCAAAAACAGCUUUCAGUCGGAACGGUGCACGCUAAGCUUUGCGCUUUGUGGCCCACUCCACGACAUCGUAGACUGUUUCAGACGUUACAACAUAUUCAUAGAGCACCGAGAAACACUGCCCACGCCGCCGAAGGUACCGAUAGAUGAAAUAGAGCCGAUCCUGUGUGAGGAGCGUAGAGUGAAAAAGUUCGAUCUAGGAUCCGCCGCCGACGUCUUUGGUUCGGAUGUGGAUGAGUGA
Anopheles nili is the source of this 3048-nucleotide messenger RNA. RefSeq names its product probable ATP-dependent DNA helicase HFM1. Bases 1 to 3048 code for a protein of 1015 amino acids. Lineage: Eukaryota; Metazoa; Arthropoda; Insecta; Diptera; Culicidae. The transcript is spliced from 2 exons. The record is from RefSeq and is a predicted model, not a curated record. Gene Ontology annotation, molecular function: ATP hydrolysis activity; ATP binding; nucleic acid binding.